AUGCAAGAAAUCAGUAAUAGUCCUAAUAGCCCAAAAGAUAUGUAUAGAUAAGCAAAGAUAGCAUCUCUAAACGUAAAAAAUCUUAAUAUUGAAUUAAAGAGUAGACAAUAAGAACAGGAUAAGCAGAAUUGUUGUGAUAGCAAUUUAAGAAAUAUAUACGAUAUUUAUUUUACCGAUGCUAUUAAUAUGAGAGUAAGUAUUAUUAAAAUAAAUGAAAUCCAGCAAAGAUUAAUACAGAAGUGUAGAAAGCAAAAUAGCUACAACAAUGAAAGAUUAAGACUUAAUUGUGGAACAUAGUAUAUUGCUGCAGUUCACUACAUAUCCAUUUCUUAUUAAAAACUCAUUUACAUGAGUAUUCUCAGCAAUCAGUGGUUUGAUUAUUUUUUCUUCGCAGUAUAGUCCUGA
Molecule: messenger RNA, 405 nt
Organism: Tetrahymena thermophila SB210
Lineage: Eukaryota; Ciliophora; Oligohymenophorea; Hymenostomatida; Tetrahymenidae
Exons: 2
Source: RefSeq, a predicted model, not a curated record